Molecule: messenger RNA, 1833 nt
Organism: Solanum pennellii
Lineage: Eukaryota; Viridiplantae; Streptophyta; Magnoliopsida; Solanales; Solanaceae
Product: cytochrome P450 703A2
Exons: 3
Coding region: 30-1694 (554 amino acids)
Molecular function (GO): iron ion binding; heme binding; monooxygenase activity
Source: RefSeq, a predicted model, not a curated record
UUCUUUCUUUUUUUGACAAAUAAUUAAAAAUGAUUGACUUGACUAGUUUUGUUAUUGUCCUUCUUUGCACAUACCUUCUUAAUUUGAUCAAUUAUAGUAUAUUCCUUUUUGGCGCAUAUCUUAUUUCCAAGCUACUUCAUUUUUCAUUUAUCGAUAAGUCGAAACGAGAAAUCAAUCGACUCCCUCCUGGUCCAAAACAAUGGCCUAUUGUAGGCAACCUUUUUCAAUUAGGGCAAUUACCUCAUCGAGACAUGGCGUCUUUCUGCGAAAAAUAUGGGCCAUUAGUCUAUCUCCGACUAGGUAAUGUUGAUGCUAUCACCACAAAUGAUCCAGAAAUCAUAAGAGAAAUACUUGUACAACAAGAUGAUGUUUUUGCAUCUAGGCCAAGAACUCUUGCUGCCAUUCAUCUAGCUUAUGGUUGUGGGGAUGUAGCAUUAGCUCCUUUAGGUCCAAAAUGGAAAAGAAUGAGAAGAAUAUGUAUGGAACAUUUAUUGACAACAAAAAGACUUGAAUCAUUUGCAAAACAUAGGGCAGAUGAAGCCCAAAGUUUAGUUAAAGAUAUUUGGACCAAAGCCCAAAAAGGACAAAUAGUGAAUUUGAGGGAAGUUUUAGGUGGAUUUUCAAUGAAUAAUGUGACUAGAAUGUUGUUAGGUAAACAAUAUUUUGGGGCAGAAUCAGCAGGUCCACAAGAAGCAAUGGAAUUUAUGCAUGUAACACAUGAGUUAUUUUGGUUACUUGGUGUGAUAUAUUUAGGUGAUUAUUUACCUUUUUGGAGGUGGAUUGAUCCUUAUGGAUGUGAGAAGAAAAUGAGGGAUGUUGAAAAAAGGAUUGAUGAUUUUCAUAUGAGAAUAAUUGAAGAACAUAGAAAGAAGAAAGGUAAUAAAAAUAAUAAUAAUAUUGAUGAUGAUGAAAUGGACUUUGUGGAUGUUUUAUUAUCUCUACCAGGAGAAGAUGAAGGAGAUGGCAAUGGAAAACAACAUAUGGAUGAUGUAGAGAUUAAAGCUCUAAUUCAGGAUAUGAUAGCUGCAGCCACAGACACUUCUGCUGUGACCAACGAAUGGGCAAUGGCUGAGGUGAUCAGACAUCCACAUGUCCUCAAAAAGAUCCAAGAAGAACUCGAUAUAGUAGUCGGGUCGGGUCGGAUGGUAACCGAAUCCGACUUGAUCAAUCUCAAGUACCUCCGUUGUGUAGUACGUGAAACAUUCCGAAUGCACCCCGCGGGUCCAUUCCUAAUACCACAUGAAUCAAUUCGAGAUACUAAGAUCAACGGCUAUUACAUCCCAGCCAAGACACGCGUGUUCAUCAACACGCAUGGUCUUGGCCGGAACACAAAGAUUUGGGACAACAUAGAUGAGUUUAGGCCAGAGAGACAUUUGCCACCAAAUGGUGAUGAAAAAAACAUGAUCUUGACUAGUAGUAUUAGUAGUAGUAAUAGAGUUGAGAUUAGUCAUGGUCCAGAUUUCAAGAUUUUGCCAUUUAGUGCUGGAAAAAGGAAGUGUCCUGGUGCACCAUUGGGUGUGAAAUUGGUGCUUAUGGCAUUGGCUAGGUUGUUUCAUUGCUAUGAUUGGAGUCCACCAAAUGGAGUAAAGCAUCAAGAUAUUGACACAAAUGAAGUUUAUGGAAUGACUAUGCCUAAAGCUAAGCCAUUGAUGGCUAUUGCUAAACCUAGACUACCUCCUCACUUGUACCAAUAAUCAGAGGGAUUUCGUAACGAAUCAAAUAAAGAGAAAUUUCUAUUUGUACCUCGUAAAAAAAAAAAAAAAACUUUCGCCUCUUGUAAUAGUAUACUUCAACAUUUUUCUCACCUGUGGCAACAAGCCAGAGAUUUCCAAA